AUGAAAGACGGAUCAUUCACACAUUUACAUUUCAAUAACCCAAAUCAAUCAACGUAUGUAGAAAAUUGGAAACUCCAACCAAUGAAAUUUGACGAUAUAGAAAUCCCUCCACAAAAAUUACAACAAAAUUUACAACAACAACAACAACAAAAUCAAGCAGAAUUUUUUGAGGAAAUUGAAAAUUAUGAAAAUUUGAAAAAUGAUAAUUUUGCAAAUACAUUUGGUUCUAAUUCAUUAAAUUCAAAAAUUUUAAAAAGACAAUCAGUUCAAUUAUCUAAAUUUAUUGAUUUAAAAUAUAAUUUUGAAUUUUUUAAAGCACAAGGUGAAAAAGAGUUGGAAAAGUUUAAAGAUUUGACAAUUCUACCUAAUGUUAUUGACAAGUAA
Messenger RNA from Lodderomyces jiufengensis, 384 nucleotides. RefSeq names its product Cta6p (gene CTA6). Lineage: Eukaryota; Fungi; Ascomycota; Pichiomycetes; Serinales; Debaryomycetaceae. The transcript has a single exon. The coding region runs from base 1 to 384 and encodes 127 amino acids. The record is from RefSeq and is a predicted model, not a curated record.